This is a messenger RNA of Eremothecium cymbalariae DBVPG#7215, 1065 nucleotides long. RefSeq names its product transcription factor TFIIB (gene SUA7). NCBI's taxonomy places the organism in Eukaryota, Fungi, Ascomycota, Saccharomycetes, Saccharomycetales, Saccharomycetaceae. Gene Ontology annotation, cellular component: nucleus; transcription preinitiation complex. The record is from RefSeq and is a predicted model, not a curated record. The transcript has a single exon. Gene Ontology annotation, molecular function: RNA polymerase II general transcription initiation factor activity; TBP-class protein binding. The coding region runs from base 1 to 1065 and encodes 354 amino acids. Gene Ontology annotation, biological process: transcription preinitiation complex assembly; transcription initiation at RNA polymerase II promoter.
AUGUCUUUGCCUACUGCUGCUCACGCAAAUGCUGCUGCUACUGCAAGAAGGACGGGACCUAACUUGAAUAUCGUUAUUUCUUGUCCUGAAUGUAAAGUAUAUCCUCCUAAAGUUGUCGAGAGAUUUAGUGAAGGUGACAUUGUGUGUGCUCUGUGUGGGUUGGUCCUUUCUGAUAGGAUUGUGGACACUAGAUCAGAGUGGCGUACUUUUUCCAACGAUGAUCAGAAUGGAGAUGAUCCCAGUCGUGUGGGCGAGGCUUCAAAUCCGUUGUUGGAUGGCAAUCAUUUAUCUACCAGAAUUGGUCAAGCACAAGGUAGUGAUGUGAAGUUGACCCGAGAAUUAAAUAGAGCGCAAAGCAAGUCGAUUGUUGAUAAGAAGGAUAACGAGUUGCAAGCUUCAUACGCUAAGAUCACGAUGAUGUGUGAUGCGGCCGAGUUACCGAAGAUUGUCAAGGAUUGCGCCAAAGAAGCAUACAAGCUUUGUUUUGAAGAGCGUGCAUUGAAGGGUAAGUCUCAGGAGAGUAUAAUGGCCUCUGUAAUCUUGUUAGGGUGCCGAAGGGCAGAAGUUGGUAGGUCUUUUAAGGAAAUCCUGUCUCUAACAAACGUUAGAAAGAAGGAAAUUGGCAAGACGCUGAAUAUAAUUAAAAAAAUUCUACGAGAAAAGAAUGAUAGAGGUUUUGUCAACAUUGACACUGCAAAUAUAUCGACUGGUCAAACGAGUGCCGAGACUUUUAUUCCAAGAUUCUGCUCUCACUUGGGAUUAUCAGUUCAAGUUGCAAACGCUGCAGAGUACAUUGCCAAACAUGCAAAGGACAUUAAUGUAUUGGCGGGUAGAUCACCCAUUACCAUAGCAGCAUCAGCCAUCUAUAUGGCGAAUCUAUUAUUCAAAUUUAACAUUACACCUGCUCAGAUUAGUUCUACGCUGCAAGUCACUGAAGGUACCGUUAAAGGUGGAUACAAGGUACUAUAUGAGCAUAAGGAAAAGGUCGUGGAUCCUGAGCUGGUUUCGAGUGGCAAGGUGAGCUUUGAUGAUCUCCCAAAGGUUAGUGAUAAAGGGGAUAAAUAA